ACGCUGAGAGAGUAAAAAAAGGAAAAAAAUAAAAAACUCCAAAUCUGAUAGAAACCGAAAGCAAGAACAGGACAUAUAUAUAAACUGUACAGCCUCACUAUAGCAUGAAGUUACCUCAUCUCGCUCAGAGUUCACUGUUCACUCCCGCUCCUCCAAGGUAAGCUUGAAAAUAAUACAUUUUUACACAAGUUUGAGGGUUUGAGUAUUUUUAAGUGUGUUAUCCUGGGACAUGUAUAUCUUUAUCUACUUAUAUCAAUUCAUAUUUUAAUUAUUUUCUGUAUCACCAUGUGAGCAUAAAAAACAACAACACAGCAGGCAACUGUAGUGACGGCGUGUUUAUGGCAGUGCAUAGAAAUGGAACAAUUUGUGGGAAACAUUUUGUUUGUAUGUCUUGGACACGCUUAAGUCCACGUCAAACUUCAAGUAAAGGCUUGUCAAACAGCAGCAAUGCUCCUGUAUGCUUGACAACAUUUAGUAUUCAUAAUAAAUUCAGUUACCAUAACCUUUCUGUUGUUUAUUUGUAUAGAACUGAGUGAGCUCUGGUUGUCAACAUCAUUAGAGAUCACUGUCAUGGUUUCAGUGAAUGAGAAAGACGUUGACUAAUCAAGAAGACUGUGUUGCACCAACGACACAAGAUGCAACUCAAUAAAAUGUCCGAAAUGAAAUGGAGCAUUUGCUUCUACAGAUUAAUCUUCUCAAUCUUCCUUUAAAGAACAUAGGUCAGUAGUGAUGUUGUGUGGUUGGAUAAUAUGCUGAAAAAAUGCUUCCUUCCCCACUGAAACCAUUUAGAGGAAUCAAAAAACGUCUUUUUCCAUACAUGUGCAACCAAAUCAACUGUUACUGUGUCACUGAAUUACAGAAGACAGAAAGCUUGUUUUGGGAUGUCGUUUUGGGGUUGGACGGCGGGGGUGGCUUUUCUUUCAGAAAUAUUAAUGGACUUCCUUUUGGAUACUAAAUAUGGUUAGUACAGUUAAGUUCCCAUAAAGAGACACUCAGCCUCGGAAUGCCCAAUGUGUGCUGGAAGUGAUACUGUAGUGUCAGUCAGAAGAGUCGCAGAAGUGACAGAUCUGAGUGGGUUUAUACCUGAAGAGCAGCUGAGCAAAUCAUUUUGAUUCAAACGGCCCAUAACUCUGGUCAUGUCUCUGUUUCAGAUGACUGUUUGGUUGCAGACUCUCGUCCUCCUUUGCUGUAUACUGAACUGUGUGGAGUCCUCUGCUCCAUCUCCAGACCGCCAGAGGAAUAAAUAUAAUUAUUCCUUUCUUCUCACGAAGUCCACCCGAACUCGUGUCCAGCAGCUGCAGAAGAUAUAUAAGGAGCAGCAGUUGGGAAAUCAGCAUUUUGAGGACAGAAGCAGGCAAUUGAAGGACCUGCCAUCACUUUCUACAAAUUUCAACAGCUGGCUAAAACUGACGGACUGGGAACGACUGCAUGCUGCCCUAAGGGACAUGCAGACCUACUGGAAUAUGCUGGAGUGGAAGAGAAAACAGCUGGAGGAAGAGCAGAUGGCGGGAGUGGGGGAUUUACCUCAGAGCAUCAAGCACAUUCAGCUGGACCUGAGGGAUCUGAUGAGCCAAGCAAGCAAUCAGAUGAGUUACAUGCAGAGCUCUAGGAUGAGGCCAACCUCUCCUCCAGUACGGGCACCCUUGAACCCAGAAUCCAGGUCUAAGACGGUGUGGGACAGCCGAGUUGAGGGUUACAUCAUUCUGAGGGAUCUAGACCUUUACCUCACCAAACUGGCAAGAGACUUUCUUCUACUGGCUGCAAAAACACCCAUGACUCAGCACUGAAAGAGCACUGGGACCUUGACAACACACACAUGCACACUGCUAAAAGAAGCAAAGGCUGAACUGACAAUCAGCACCUAACAGAAAAUUGGAAUACAAGUGAUAACUUUAAUAAGUGCUGCAGUGGUGUUGUCAACACUUUACACAGAGCUACCAUUUAAGCUUUUUUAUAUGAUGUUUUAGUGCAUAUUUAUGGGUUUUCUUGGGUAUUUCCCAGAGUUUCUGUCUAAGCUCUAACUGUAAGUUAGCAAUAAGCUGCCAGAGCAGAGAGAACUCUUUCCAACAUCCUGUUUUUCCCCCAAGCCCUCAAUCUACUGGACUUUCCAAAGAUAUAUUUACUAUUUAUUAAUAUAUUUAUUAACAUGUUAUUUAUUUCAAAGUGGUUUGUUUUAUUUCUCUUAAAAUAAAGAGGUAAAGUGUUUUACAUUAGAAGACAUUUUUAUAUUUGAUGUGUUUAAAUAUAUUUGUGUAUGAUUAUUUAUGACAAUAAAAAGAUGAAGCAUUUGGAACA
Messenger RNA from Dicentrarchus labrax (European seabass), 2295 nucleotides. RefSeq lists its product as uncharacterized. The record is from RefSeq and is a predicted model, not a curated record. The transcript has 4 exons. Lineage: Eukaryota; Metazoa; Chordata; Actinopteri; Moronidae. Bases 1137 to 1787 code for a protein of 216 amino acids.